GAGAGGGAGAGGUCGGGGUUCCUUUGAGGAGGACAGAAGCAGCAGAAGCAGGUUUUGGAAGGAGGACUGUCCGACACCUGCCAGCACUCAGGAUCGUCUCUGUCUGUAGGACUUUAGGCUUUCAUCCCUUCACCUUUGGCCUGACCAACACACCAGCCCAUCACCAUGAACUACCUUCGCAGGCGUCUGUCGGACAGCAGCUUUGUGGCCAACCUCCCCAAUGGCUACAUGAUGGAUCUGCAGAGGCCGACCCCAACAGGUUCGUCAUCUUCCUCUCCCGCCUCCCCAGCUACAGAGAGACGGCAGCCUCCAGGUACUUCGAGUCAGACUCAGGGCUCAGCUUCAGCUUCAACCACGGGGAACAUCCUCAGCUCCUUUUCCAGCGUGGUGAAGUCUGCUCAGGUGGCCCAGAAUGUUGCUGCUGCUGCACACGCCAAGUCAGCAGCAACAGGCACUGAGGGAGCCUCAACAGGAAGUAGCCAGCCAUCCAAGACUGUCAUACGCAAGCCCAAGAUUCUGCUAGUCAUCGAUGAUCAGCACACAGACUGGGCAAAGUAUUUCCGAGGCAAGAAGUUGAACGGGGAGUACGAGAUCCGAGUGGAACAGGCAGAGUUCUCUGAGAUCAACCUUGCCUCCUACGUCAACUCGGGAUGUAUGCUGGACAUGCAGGUCAACAAAGGAGGCACUAAAGUGGUCAGGUCUUUGAAGCCAGACUUCGUCCUGGUUCGACAGCAUGCCUACAGCAUGAUCCCCGGUGAGGACUUCAGGAACCUUGUGAUUGGCCUGCAUUUCGGUGGCGUCCCAAGCAUCAAUUCUCUAUUUUCCAUUUACAACUUCUGCAGCAAACCCUGGGUGUAUUCUCAGAUGAUUAAGCUCUACCACUCCCUCGGCCCAGAGAAAUUUCCCCUGAAUGAACAGACCUUCUAUCCCAACCACACGCAGAUGGUUUCAAGCCUGUCCUACCCUGUAGUUGUCAAAAUGGGACACGCACACGCUGGCAUGGGAAAGAUCAAAGUGGAAACUCAAGAGGACUUCCAGGACAUCACCAGUGUGGUGGCGCUGGCUGGGACCUACGCCACCUCUGAGCCAUAUGUCCAGUCCAAGUACGACAUCCGCAUCCAGAAGAUCGGCAGCAACUACAAGGCUUACAUGAGAACAUCCAUCUCCGGUAACUGGAAAGCUAACACGGGCUCGGCCAUGCUGGAACAGAUCGCCAUGACGGACAGAUAUCGGAUGUGGAUCGACUCCUGUGCCGAGAUGUUUGGUGGCCUCGACAUCUGUGCAGUGAAGGCAGUUCACGGAAAAGACGGCAACGACUAUAUCAUUGAGGUGAUGGACAGCUCUAUGCCUCUGAUUGGUGAACACAUGGAAGAAGACAAACAGCUGAUCACAGAGUUGGUCCUUCAUAAGAUGGCCUCGGUGCUGCUGGGAGUCUCCACACCUCAACCAUCAUCUGUUAAGACAACACAGUCCAGACGAGGGGGGAAUCGUUCUGCAUCCGCCUCACCAUCCCAGUCAGCUCGCGGGUCGCCGCAGCGAGCCCGCUCAGCCACCACCUCACCCAGCCAGGCCUUCCAGCCGGGGCCGAUACCCGUCUCUUCUGGACCCGGAUCUCAGAAACCGUCACCACAGCUGAACAAGUCCCAGUCACUGACUAACACUUUCACUGAGACGUUACGGGGAACUCUGACGGAUGACGAAGCCAAAGCCGAGACCAUCCGCAGCCUCCGACAGUCAUUUGCCAGCCUCUUCUCGGAUUAAAAACCUCCCCCUAAACUUCAUGUUCGUGUCAAGUCAUCAAGUUUGAGAAAACUUCCAACUUGUUCACCUGUUAUUCCGGAGUCUCCUUCUUCCUCACAGCCUCAGCUUCCCUUCUCUUUCUCUGUGAAGUUUGCCACCUGGUGCAACACGCUGUCCUCAGAUCAACCACAAGUUUACCGCUAGAAAGGCCAUUAAUGGUAUGUUUAAGAGUUUAAAAAAAAGGUGUCAAACAUAUUUAUGAAUUUUAUUUCAAGCAUCUCGAUGUCUUUAUCUGGCGAGUUCAAAUUCUGAACAAUCAAACCAGAUGCUAACAGCAGGACUUUUGUAGUUCUGCAUACAUAUCAAAUAAUCAGUGAAAUUCAUGUCAGCAGCCAGCAAAUGGCAGUGUGGCCUUUCUAGUGAGAAAUACUUGGGGGGGAGCUAAUCUAAUGUGUACCGCUUGGUUUAUUCAUUCAGUCAUUUCUUUGACAUGUUAGCUUACGGAAGGUUUGCAAUAUUAUUGGCAAAGGUUACUGUAAUAAUGUGUUGAAUCCUCAUGGUUCACCAGCGAUAUUAAUCCUCUUUCUAGUCAUAUUUCCCACAAACGCCGGCGUACGUAGUGAUUCGUCUACCUUGGUCUAGCGUAACCAAAGUGCUAUUUAAUAAGACGUAACUUCCCUUGUCACAUGUAGGGUU
Molecule: messenger RNA, 2436 nt
Organism: Thalassophryne amazonica
Lineage: Eukaryota; Metazoa; Chordata; Actinopteri; Batrachoidiformes; Batrachoididae
Product: synapsin-3-like
Exons: 14
Coding region: 166-1761 (531 amino acids)
Biological process (GO): neurotransmitter secretion
Cellular component (GO): synaptic vesicle; synaptic vesicle membrane
Molecular function (GO): ATP binding
Source: RefSeq, a predicted model, not a curated record